This is a messenger RNA of Armigeres subalbatus, 769 nucleotides long. RefSeq names its product histidine-rich glycoprotein-like. The transcript has 2 exons. Lineage: Eukaryota; Metazoa; Arthropoda; Insecta; Diptera; Culicidae. The record is from RefSeq and is a predicted model, not a curated record. Gene Ontology annotation, cellular component: extracellular matrix. The coding region runs from base 34 to 606 and encodes 190 amino acids.
UUUUAGGGUUGGCUAACAAUGCCCUGUAUAUAAAUGUUGGAACGCCACCGAGAAAGAUAUUAUUCCGUCGCUAGUCGUCAAGUUUGUAGCAUACGAAACAUAGAAAACAUGUUGAAGGUAUCGUGCAUUUUGGUUUUUGUGGCAAUCACAGCCACCUCCGGAUAUCACCAUCAACCGGAGCAUGAAUUCCAUGUAGAAGCCGAACACGAUGCCCCCCACUAUCACCAGGAAGAGUACGGACACGAAGAUCACCAUCACCAUGCUUAUCCCAAGUACAAGUUCGAGUACGGGGUCAAGGAUGCCCACACCGGGGACCAUAAAACCCACUGGGAACACCGUGAUGGAGAUGUCGUGAAGGGACAAUACUCGCUGCACGAUUCGGACGGAACGGAACGCGUGGUAGAUUACACUGCUGAUCCUCACCAUGGAUUCAAUGCCGUUGUAAAAAAGUUGGGACAUGGACAUCACGCUGAGCCACAUCACGCUCCAUUGGUUCUGGAGAAUCAUUAUCAUCAGCACCAAGAGGAUCACCACGAACAUUAUCCUUCCUCAGCGGAAUAUCACGGUCACGGGCAUAGCUACAGCCAUUUGACCAAACACGAAUAAGAGAGUUUAAUGAAUGUGAAUGUGAUACAACCCAGACAUAAGUGCUUUCGAAGAUGAGUUCUAAACAUAAUUUCUGAUGUGAUGUAGUUUACCAAUCUGUGAUGUGUGUUAUGAUCGAUGUUGAUGAAAGAAUGUUAAUGGAGGCUUUGAAAUAAUUUUAAAA